AUGUCUGUCACACUAACCGCGGUGAAGAGAGUGCAGAGUUCUCCAAACCUAUUGGCCACAGGGCGGGACUCACAGUCUCCAGACUCAGAAACUUGGAGGGCUUACAAUGAGCGAGCCCAAGAGCCGCUGAGCGGAGAUGCGAUUUAUUCAUCACUUGCAGCAAAAGGAUUCAGAAGUGUCCGGCCCAACUUGCAAGACAAAAAACCUUCUUCCCAGGCCCCAGUAGCUGUGAACGGAAACUCCAGCGGGACUAUCGACCUGAUGAGCCGCUGGCAAAGACCCUUUUCCCCAUCUUCGUCCUACUCGCUGCCGGUGUCUCUCCGCUCCAGCCUCAUCAUGCAGCAUGGCAGGGCCGGGGACCCUGGCGAGACAUGCUUCCAGCCUGCCCGGGGUCCUGACAGCCACAGCCCCACGAGCAUCAUCCCGAUCUGCCGAUCCUCCGAGGAGGAGAAGAAGGUCACGGUCAUCAAGGCUCCACACUACCCCGGUAUCGGGCCCGUGGACGAGUCGGGCAUCCCCACUGCCAUCAGAACGACGGUGGACAGGCCAAAGGAUUGGUACAAGACUAUGUUCAAGCAGAUCCAUACAGUGCACAAGCCGGGUGAUGACACUGACAUGUACCACACUCCGUACGCAUACAAUGCAGGAGUGUACCACCCCACGACCACCAACCAGCCUCAUCCCGCAGCAAAAACCCAGACCUACCGGCCCCUGUCCAAGAGUCUCUCCGACAACGGGCCCGAGGUCUUCAAGGAAACGCCGUCCCUGCUGCCGCCGCCCCCCAACAUCCCGCCGCCCAUCCCACCUCUGCGGCCAAGGGACCGGGAAAAGCAUGACUGGGACCCCCCGGACAGGAAGGUGGACACCCGGAAGUUCCGUUCUGAGCCCAGGAGCAUCUUUGAGUACGAGCCGGGGAAGUCGUCCAUCCUCCAGCACGAAAGGCCGGCCUCAUUAUACCAAACUUCUAUAGAGAGAGAGAGAGGCCCAGACAGACCAUCUAGCUCGGCGAGCACCUCCAGUGACUACCGGAAAAGGCGGAAGAGUGAGCCGGCCGUGGGCCACCAGAACGCCAACAGGAUCAGCCCCUCCCGGUCCGACCUCCCAAGCCCAAAUCCAACGCUCGUCAAGUCUUUCACGACCUCUUCCCCUUCUUCCCCAUCCAGAACUCAAGGCGGAGGUGGAGCCACAAGCCCCCCGUGCCCCCCGCGCCCACCAAGCCCGCCGCCUCCCCGGCGCCAGCCGCCCCUCAGCCCCCUGGAGCCCGGCGGCCCACGCCCGCAGCACUUAGCUGUGCCCGUGGAUGCCCGGAGGGCCCUCGGCAUGAAGAAUGGGUGGCAGAGGAGCCGGCAGGAUGCCGCCGACGUCUGGAGCAGCAGCGAGGAGGCCACGGGCCCGGCGUCCACCCCCAAGCUCAAGUCCCGCAGCUGCGACGACCUCUUGGCCGACGAUCGGGACCCCCAGGCCUCCUCGCCGCCGCCACCCCCGCAGCUGCAGCUCCGGUCUGAGAGCCUGGGCAACCUGCCGGGCGCUCCCGAGCUGGGGGUCGGGGCCGGGGGCGAGGCCGAAGCCUUCGGGGCCGGGGCUGAGGCCCUCGGGGGUGGGCCUCUCCGGCCGCGCCCGGCCCAUGGCACCCCAGGGUUCCUGCGGAUGUACCGGAAGAUGCACCGCAUCGACCGUGAGGGGCUGAUGCGCUCGGAAGUGCUGUGCUCCGUCCGGGCCCGCAUCCUGCAGUACGAGAAGGAGAGGCGCGGGGGAGUCCUGCGUGGCUGGGGCCCGCCGGAGGCCGAGGGCGUCCCGCGCCACGUGGUGCCCACCCGAGUCUCGGAGUUCGAGAAGCUGAUCCAGAAGUCCAAGUCCAUGCCGGACCUGGGGGCCGGGACGCUGGAGGCCGAGGCGGCGCUGGAGGCCGAGACUCUGGGGGCUGAGGCCUCGACCACCGGGGCGGCAGAGGGGCCGGACGCGGCUCGGCCCGCUCCGGGCCCCCCGCGGCGCUUCUCCAUCGAGUCCCUGCUGGAGGAGGAGCCCCCGGCCCCGCGCGGCCCUUGCCCCCGGACGCCGGUGCCCGUCCACAUCGAGGUGAGCGGCGGCGAGCCACCGAGCCGGGCCCCAGCCGAGUCCUCGGACAGUGAGCAGGAUGGCGCCGCCUCCGACCCGAGCGACUGCACCCACGUGGAUGGCUCCUCCUUCUGCAGUGAGAGUGACCUGGACCGCUUCUCCUCCUUCACGUCCUCAGAGAGCUGCCACGGCCACGCCAGCAGCCUGGGGCACGGGGUCGGCCUCAGACACCACCAUCACCACCACCAUCACCACCACCUCCACCACCAUCACCACCCGCGACAGCCCGUCGGCUCCUGCAAGGGCCGCUGUCCCGCCGCCCACACGCGCUUCACCGCCGCGCAGAAACCCGAGAGGACCAGGCAGGAGCACCCGGAGGACCGCCGGAGGCCCAGGGCCGACCCCGGCCUGUCCAAGAUCGCUUUCCUGGUCAGCCCGGUGCCCUUCCGCCGGAAGAAGAGUGCCACCCCCAAGCGGAGGAGCGAGCAGGCCAAGCGCAAGGCCUCGGUGCUGGAUGCGCUGGACUCGGCCCUCAAGGACAUCUGCGAUCAGAUCAAGGCCGAGGGGCGGCGGGGCAGCCUGCCCGACAGUAGCAUCCUGCACAGGCUCUUGGCCGAGCUGCUGCCGCACGUCCCCGAGAGGACCUCCUCUCUCCGGGCCCUGAGGGAGGGCCCCCGCUGCCCGCUGCACGCGCCCGCCUGGGGACGGAUGCCCCGCAGCGCGUCCUGCCACGACGUGGACACCGCCCACCUCCGGCCCCCACACCACCUCCACCACCCCCACCACCUCCACCGCCCGGACAGCACCGGCUCCCUCCAGGAGCAAGAGUGUCCGAGGAGCUCCGGAUCUUUGGCCACGGACGGGGUCCGCGGCAGCCCCUGGGAGCGGAGAGCCACGCUGGAGAGAGAGAGGCUGCCGGCCCGGGCGGUGUAUGAUUUCAAGGCCCAGACCUCAAAGGAGUUGUCGUUCUGGAAGGGCGACACGAUCUACAUCCUUCGGAAGAUCGACCAGAAUUGGUACGAGGGCGAGCGCCUCGGGAAGGUUGGGAUCUUCCCCGUCUCCUACGUGGAGAAGCUUUCUCCGCCGGAAAGGGCACAGCCCGUGAGACCCCCGCCCCCGUCCCCGCUGGGAGAAAUCGGACAAGCCGUGGCCAAGUACAAUUUUAAUGCAGACACCAAUGUGGAACUGUCCCUGAGAAAGGGAGACCGAGUCGUGCUGGUGAAGCGUGUGGACCAGAACUGGUAUGAGGGGAAGGUGCCUGGCACCAACCGGCAGGGCAUCUUCCCAGUGUCCUAUGUGGAGGUGGUGAAGGGGAGCGGCCCCACGGGUGGCAACGAUGACCCCGACCCACCGCCGCCACCGCCGCCGCACGGCUACGGCCACUCCAUGGGCAAGAAGUCAUCGCCGGCCCCAGAGGAGGCUGAGGGGACCCUUCAAGAGGUCACCAGUGAGUGGUUGGCACUGACUCUGGGGGCCCCAACCACACCCCUUUUCCCCGACAGCUUCUUCGAUGAAUUAGAGAGAGAGCUGGCCUCCUUAGAGUGGCUGGCCACACCGGCCGCCUCAGGAACCGUCCACCCUCACGCGAAGGAGGUGCCUUCUUCUCCCAUCCUGAGAGUCCCUUCCCACCCUCCAAAAUGCCUUUCACCCCCGCCCCCAAUUCCCGGCUCCCCUCCGCUACCGGCGGCCUGGUCCUGGCGCGGCGGGACCGUGCAAGGGGAAAAGAUGCCCCUGGGCUGGAAGGAAGCAAGAGGCCAUCCCUCUGGCAGAGGGACAGUGAGCCUCUCCCACACCAGGGAACCCUCUGAGGACCUCGAGGAUUCGAACACAGGGCCCUCGCCCAGAACGCUCCCUGCCAUCGAGGAGCGGGAGGAGGAGUUCCGGGAGGAACUGAUGUCAGGACUCGAAGCGGAAAUGCCAAACUGUGAAGGCCUGGCUUUCUACCAGGAGCCAGCCGAAACGUCAGGAUCCCCCAUCAGACUGUUCAUAGAGGAGGAGGAGGAGGAGGAGAAAGAGGAGGAAGAGAAAGAUAAGGAGAAGGAGGCGGAGGAGGAAGCAGAGGGGGAGGCAAACCAUGAUGGCCCCAAAAGCCCAGGAACAGUUGGAAGUGAUCCCGGUCUCUUUAAGCAAGAAUGCCAUGCCCCAAAUCCAGAGCUAGGGACGGUGUCACGUGCCUUCCUCGGAGUGUGCGGAGACUCUGGAGUCCUGGGUUCUAAUCCAGCCUCGGGCAGUGACCUCGUCUGUUCAAACGGAACAGGCCCCAGGGAGAAUACGCGAAUAGCCAGGGGCCCACUUUAUCCAGAUGCCGGGGUCCCUUCCGUGGCGGUUGUAGAGACUCUUGUUCAUUGCAUUACCGUAUGUGGAGUGUUUCCUGUCUCCUGUCUCUCUUCCAUGUUUAAGCCGGCCUCCGUUUCUCCUGGGAAUCGAGGGAGCCCCACCGCCUCCCUGGACCUGCUGCCCUCUAUCCCCCUGCCCCCCUACCCCUGGGCACCGCUCUCUGAGUGCCCCUUCUCUGGGCCGCAGCCUACCCAGUGCUACUCACCUCCUCUCCUUCCUAAAUGCCCCUCCAGAUCAACCCUCAGUUCGGCCCAGCGAAAGGCUGGGCUAAACGGCGAGCUCUGCGUCACGAGUAAGCCGCCUCGGAGCCCGGGGGCAGCCAGGAGGUGCGGCAGCCCGCCAGCCCGAAGCCACGGUGGCUCGCCCAGGCCUCAGCGGCCUGCGUUCACCCAGGAAGGCGCCCGCAGCGGAGGGGAACCGUUCCAAGCCCUGUAUCACUACACGCCCCGCAACAAGGACGAGCUGGAGCUGUGGGAGAACGACGUCGUGGAUGUCCUGGAGAAGUGCGAUGAUGGCUGGUUUGUGGGGACCUCAAGGAGAACCAAGUUUUUUGGGACUUUCCCCGGGAACUACGUCAGAAGGCUGUAACUUCUUGUGUCUUCGUCACCUCCAGCUGGCCCGAAACCACGCUCCCCGGCUCUCGCGUCUCCCCGCUAGUGCUUCAGCCCGGCUUCCCCCUCCCCGCCACCUGCCAGGCUUCCCCCCGCCACCACUCCCACGCCACGCGGGGCCCAGGAGAAGCGAUUCCCACUGAGUCUGCCUUCCUCCUUCCAUCCUCCGUUUUUCAACAUUUGAAGCGUGUGGCCCGAGAGGGCCUGGGAGGAUCCCAGAGGUGAACGGAGCGUCCCGCCGGGGCCCUGCCCCUGCCGCAAGUGGUUGCGGGCGAUCGGGGAUGCCGGUGGCCGGUUGCCUAUCACAGAUUCCAGCCGACACCGUGUUUCCCCAGCCUCGGCUUGACCGCCCGAGCUGCAAUCUCGCUACCGAGUCACCUAUGUUCCAUCCGUGAGGAUUACAGAUCGCAGUCCUGCCCCCGGGAUGUUUAAACCCAAGGGACAGUGACCUGACGUCCCAGCCGGGCCAGGAGCCAGAGCGUGGGCCCGCCUUGGACCAGCACGGGCCGGUGUGAACCUGCGUCGACCACCGGUGAUCAGCACGGUCUUCCUUGGGCAACCCCAAAUCUUUCAGCCUGGGCUUUUCCUGCGUUUGGGCAAACCCUUAGAAAGCUGGAGCGAACAACGGAAGAUGGACCGUAAAAAGCUAUCGUCUUCUCAAGUCGCAUUGCUCUUUUAUAUGAAAAAUAUAAUCGUCGGCAACAUGAACAAUGAAGUGUUAGUGUUUCUAGUAUUUAUCAGAAAAAAAUUUCAGUGAAAGCAGUGUUAGUUUGAGGUGUGAAGGCUUCCUCUAACCCGGGCACUUGAAAAGAUAUUCGCAGGAAGUAUCGUCAAUCGUUGAUUUUCUUUCACGACAUAUUAGCGUGUGCAUAUAUACAUCUGUGCUGUUUGUCACAUUCAUGUGCAUUUGGAUGCAUAGGUGACAACCGUGUUCGGCAGUCCGAGCUCCACAUUAUUUUAUAGGAAUAGAGCACUUCAAAAGGAAUGUCAUGAGUAUUAAGCCUGAUUUUAGUCCGUUUUUGUGUGAACAAAGCUGUCCCCGUGGAUAUGCCAUUUCUUUUCCAUAUGCAGGUCAGGUACAGGUCACAGUCGAGUCCGUGUUAGAGGCAGGAGGAGUUGAGACCGAUUCUUCCCCUGGGGUGUGCAAUCCCUCCUCCAGGCUACUAGGUGGCCUAAUCAAUCAAUCAAUCAAUGGAAUUUAUUGAGCGCUUACUGUGUGCACAGCACUGUACUAAGCGCUUGGGAAGUACAAGUUGGCAACAUAUAGAGACAGUCCCUACUCAACAGUGGGCUCACAGUCUAAAAGGCCUAAAAGAGCGAUGUCUCCCCUCCCCUUGGAGGUGGAGGAUAGGAGGAGGGCUUGUUUUUGUUUGUAUCUUUGUUUCUUUGUUUGUUUUAUGGCAUUUGUUAAGGGCUUACUAUGUGCCAGGCACAGUACUACGCGCUGGGGUAGACACAAGAUAAUUGGGCUGGAUGCAGCCCAUGUUCCUCAUAGGGCUGACCGCUUUAAUCCCCAUUUUACAGAUAGGGUAACUGGCUGCCCCUGGGAAAAUGCGGCAACCCC
Tachyglossus aculeatus (Australian echidna) is the source of this 6567-nucleotide messenger RNA. It is a transcript of the gene SORBS2, whose product is annotated as sorbin and SH3 domain containing 2. Gene Ontology annotation, molecular function: protein binding. The transcript has 25 exons. Gene Ontology annotation, biological process: Notch signaling pathway. The record is from RefSeq and is a predicted model, not a curated record. Lineage: Eukaryota; Metazoa; Chordata; Mammalia; Monotremata; Tachyglossidae. Bases 1 to 4980 code for a protein of 1659 amino acids. Gene Ontology annotation, cellular component: dendrite; neuronal cell body; plasma membrane.